AUGACGAAAUUCGACCCCAGGCACCGCUAUAAUGCUGUUGGACCCGGCGACCACCACGCUGAAGGUCAAAGCCAGCAGGACGAUUCUGGACCCCAGAAGACCCCUCUUUAUCACCACGUUUCCUGCGCCGCAAUUACCCCGCCGGCGACACCUCCCGUGCCAAGACCCGUUGAGGAUUCCCACUCCAAUAACUAUUCUGCGACCGCAUCGGCGCAAAGUGACGACACAUGCUCGCUGGCCCAGUCCCACACAAGCACCGCCUACAGUUCGCGACAGGAUUACAUGGACAGUCUUGUGCCGCCAUCGCGUGACGAAUUUGACAAGAUUGCAGAAGCGCAGCGCACGCGCGAGGAGGAGAUUAAGCGCAAUAGCCGCACCACGAAGCGCAGGUCUUUACAGAGCCAACAUAAUUCAGAAAUGACCCGUCACUCACAGGAUGACACUGACACGGCACCGGCGCAGCCGCCGCAGUCGCCGACGACAAGAGGAAGAAGCAGCAGCGAUGCGAUGAAUAGGGCCGCAACCCUCAUCCAGCGCAACUAUCGCGGAUACCGCGUGCGACGAGAAAUGAUGGGCAUGGGACUGGAUGCCUCGACGAGGUGGAUGUCCGCUAUUGAAGAGGCGCAGUUCCGUGAGAUGAAUCGCCCGCGCGCAAAAAGCUCAGUCAGCGCCGCGGGCCUCUCCAUCAGCGGCGACCAGCAUAGCGUUUUGUCAAGGGACUCGGAGGGUGGUAUGCGUCCGACGACGGCGAGAGAGAACUGGAAGAAGGCGGCGACGAUCGCGCGGCGCGCAGGCCACGACGACACUGAGUCCGACUCGGACUCGUCAUCCUCGUCGGGGGGUUCGCAUGAAUCACCAGAGCAGAAGGCGGAUCGACGGCGUCGCCGCAGCGAGGCCGUCGAGAAGAGGAAGAAGGAUUCCAAGAUGAUGGGUCUGCAGUACUUCCUCGAAAUGGUUGACCUCAAGCACCGGUAUGGCAGUAAUCUGCGUGUGUACCACGAGGAAUGGAAGAAGUCGGACACGAACGAGAACUUCUUCUACUGGCUCGACUACGGCGGCGGCAAGAACCUCGAGAUGGAGGCAUGCCCGCGCGAUCGCCUCGAGAGAGAGCAAGUGCGGUACUUGUCGCGCGAGGAACGACAGUAUUACCUCGUGCAGGUCGACCAGGAGGGGCGUCUAUGCUGGGCCAAGAACGGCGCACGAAUCGACACCACCGAGUCGUACAAGGACAGCAUCCACGGCAUUGUCCCUGCUGACGACCCCACGCCCGCGUGGUCACAGCAGAACAUCCCUCCGCCAAGCCCUGACUCUGAACGCCGUGAUGACGACGAUAGCCGGUCCGAGUCGUCGGUCGAGUCGGCACUCGAGGCCGACAGGGCGGCAAAGUACGCGACGCCCGAAUUCGACAGCGCGACGGGUAUGAAGAAGGUGUCGCACAUCUCGGCUGCCACGGUCUUCAAUAAGCUCCUCAGAAAGUCCGUCAAGAAGAACACAUGGAUCUUCGUCGCGGACACGAGCUUCCGGCUGUACGUGGGCAUCAAGUCCUCGGGGGCGUUCCAGCACUCUAGUUUUCUCCAGGGCAGCCGCAUAUCCGCUGCAGGUCUCAUCAAGAUUAAGAACGGCAGGUUGUCCAGCUUAUCCCCGCUGAGCGGACACUACCGCCCGCCGGCCUCCAACUUCCGCGCCUUCGUAAAGAGCCUCAAGGAGGCGGGCGUUGACACCUCGCACGUCUCCAUCUCCAAGUCGUACGCCGUCCUGGUGGGGUUGGAGGUGUACGUCAAGUCACGGCAGAAGAGCAAAAAGACUCUCGAGAAGCUGUCGCUGAAGAAGGAGAAGAUUGUCGCGCCGGAAGAGUUUAAGAAGCGCGAAGAGGAUGAGAUGGAUAAGAGCGAGAGCGCCGCCAAGGAGCGCAAAGUGCUUGAGCAGGAGGCCGAGGAGAGGGAAGAGAACCGCGCUGCGGUCAAGUUGAUGCGCAAGUUGAACCUUGCGCCGCGCGAGCCGACGGGGCAAAAGGGGGUCGAAGAGAGCGAGCCUGUGAUGGAUACUUUGACGGAAGAGAGAACGAGGGAGGAGCGAGCGGCUUCUUCUAACGUGUAA
Colletotrichum truncatum is the source of this 2097-nucleotide messenger RNA. Its product is annotated as iq calmodulin-binding motif protein. NCBI's taxonomy places the organism in Eukaryota, Fungi, Ascomycota, Sordariomycetes, Glomerellales, Glomerellaceae. The record is from RefSeq and is a predicted model, not a curated record. Gene Ontology annotation, molecular function: protein binding.